This is a messenger RNA of Didymodactylos carnosus, 510 nucleotides long. NCBI's taxonomy places the organism in Eukaryota, Metazoa, Rotifera, Eurotatoria, Philodinida, Philodinidae. The record is from the annotation of a GenBank genome assembly.
AUGGCAAAUCAAAUACGUGAUAGUAUUGCUGAAAAAUUACGUGAUAAUGUGUACGCGUUAUUAGCGGAUGAAGCAACAGAUGUUAGUCAUAAAAAACAAUUAUCCAUCUGUCUUCGUCUAAUUGAAGAUCAAUAUCAAAUAAAAGAGUUCUUCAUGGGAUUUGUUCGUCUUUAUCGAUUUGAUGCUGCUACAUUAGCAAAAGAAAUAAGGGAUUUCUUAAUAAAUCACAAUAUUUCGUUGUCCAUGGCUAAUUUUUCAGCAAUUAUUCAAGCAUUACAAGAUUUGAUACAUGACGGAGGUGGUCGUGCGAUUGAUGCUCGAGGAGUAUCCACUGAUCUCGGUAGUGCACAAAAUCUCAUCAAUACAAUUUAUGAACCAUUCAAUCGUAUGAGAAAUGAAAUUUCAUUUAAAGAUUUGUUUCAACAAGCAAUAGCAUUUGGAAUAAAAAUGGUGUUGAUAUUGGUGGAUCUGUUCGAAUCGACGUCAAACAACAAUUUCGCAACGUUUUAA